Truncatella angustata is the source of this 858-nucleotide messenger RNA. RefSeq lists its product as uncharacterized. Bases 1 to 858 code for a protein of 285 amino acids. The transcript is spliced from 3 exons. NCBI's taxonomy places the organism in Eukaryota, Fungi, Ascomycota, Sordariomycetes, Amphisphaeriales, Sporocadaceae. The record is from RefSeq and is a predicted model, not a curated record.
AUGGAUCCGCCCCAGCUUACCUGCUCGCCACCUUGCAAUAUCAGGCUCCUACCCUGGACGGGCGCCACCAGGGUCAUUAACUAUCCCAUCCUCACCGUUAGCAGUGAUACGUGGACGACGACCAUCACAGCGCUACCGCUGACCAUAACAGACUUGAUUUUCGCCGACAAGACCAUUACAAGAGGAUCAGGCAACAACAAGCGCGCCGACCUUAGCUACUGGCCCGAACCCACAACCACAACUUUCUGGCCUGCCGUCUCCUACACAGGCCCGAACGGGCAAGUUAGCUACACGUCGCCCACGGGUACAUUCCCAGCACUACCAGCCUCCAUCGGCCCAGACGCAGCUGAACCUACUAGUGGAAGCUACCCUGUCAGUAUGUGCGACUUUCUCUUCUUUGACAUGGACAGCACGUGUAUUCAGCAACCAUGGUUAUACGGCGGCGAUGACGGCGGUGAUCCGGCGCCAAGCGACGAAGAGAAAGCCUCCGAGUACAAGACGACAUGCCCUAUCGUCACGACGUCCUCGACUUCCACCACAGCCGCGGCCGCCUCUACCGCGAUUGUAGUGCCGGUUCUAGCCCCAUCGCCUUACGUAGAUGGUGAUCCCGGGACUAAUUCUGUAAGCUGCUAUAACAGCGGCGAGACCACCGAGAACGUGCGGAUGCAGCACGCCGCCACCACCUUUUGCAAUCUCAUCAAGGACGACGACUUUGGUCCGGGCUACAAGUUCUCGUUUGAUUCUGCUUUCUCCUAUAAUGGCGGGGUAGGAUCCGUUACUAUCACCAACUCGUUACAGAUCAAGGAUGGGUGCACCUUCGAUUAUGAUUUCAAUCUGUGUCGGAUCUUAACCGGGUGA